AUUUUAGAGAAUAUAAUUGACAAUCCCCAUUGUAUGUACUCUUUAAGAACCAAUGCAUGUUGCUAUAUGUUUAUAUAUUCAGCGUGUAGAGAAGAUAGUGCCCCCUCACUACCUCAUGUUGCCUGAUUCAAAGGAUAACAAGACUUGCGAAGAACUCUUCAAUAUGAAGCACCAUGAACUACUGAAGCGAGCACAACAAUGGAUAAAAGAUACUUCUCAGUCUUGCUCUGCAGUGUCUGUUCUUGUUGCCACCGUCGUCUUUGCAGCUGCCUACACUGUGCCUGGAGGUUUCACUGAUAAAGGGUAUCCAAUUUUCCUCAACAACAAUUUCUUCUUGUUUUUCACAGUCAUGGACGUGGUUGCUUUAGCCUGCUCCUUGACCUCGGUGGUAACUUUGCUCAAGUUUUACAAGUGGAUUAAGAAGGUUCUUCGUAGUAAAUGGUUUAAGAAGCGGCUGGCGACCAAGUUCCCAUGUUAUAAGAAGAAGCCUCCGACGAAUUAUGUGUUGCCCAAGAAGAAUGAUGAUGACCAAGUAUGAGGGAUUUAUAUAAGUUAGUCGAAAUGGUAAAGGAGGCUGAUAUGUCACCAAUGCAAGAGACUUUUAUUGGAAUUUAAU
Molecule: messenger RNA, 616 nt
Organism: Pistacia vera
Lineage: Eukaryota; Viridiplantae; Streptophyta; Magnoliopsida; Sapindales; Anacardiaceae
Exons: 2
Coding region: 53-538 (161 amino acids)
Source: RefSeq, a predicted model, not a curated record